Molecule: messenger RNA, 1782 nt
Organism: Neltuma alba
Lineage: Eukaryota; Viridiplantae; Streptophyta; Magnoliopsida; Fabales; Fabaceae
Product: pentatricopeptide repeat-containing protein At5g48910
Exons: 2
Coding region: 1-1782 (593 amino acids)
Biological process (GO): RNA modification
Molecular function (GO): protein binding; zinc ion binding; RNA binding
Source: RefSeq, a predicted model, not a curated record
AUGCGUCACCUGUAUCAAAUUCAGGCCCAGCUUCUCGGCUUCCCUGUAUUUGCCGAUGCAAAAUCUAUUGACCCUAACAUUGUCGCCGUUAAGCUCAUAGGGGUAUGCGGCGCCCGCGCCAAUGCUCACCACGGUGCUUUAAUCUUCACGCACCACCUUACAAACCCAAAUAUCUUCGCUUACAAUGCCCUUCUCAAAGCAUUUGCUCAGAACAAUCUCUGGCACGAUACCGUAUAUCACUUUAACAAGCAAUUGUUUACGCCUGGUGCUCCAAACCCAGAUGAAUACACGUUUACUUCCGUUCUCAAGGCUUGCGCUGGACUCGCCUGGGCUGUAGAAGGUGAAAAAGUUCAUUGCAUGGUCACUAAAUAUGGAUGCGAAUCAAACCUUUUUGUCCGUAACUCGCUUGUGGAUUUGUAUUUUAAAGUGGGUCGGCUUGGGAUUGCUCAGGUGCUUUUUGAUAAGAUGAUUUAUAGAGAUAUUGUAUCUUGGAACACUUUACUUUCUGGUUAUUGCUUAAGUGGAAACAUCAAUCAGGCAAGGUGGAUUUUCGAUGGGAUGGGUGAGAAAACCAUGGUUUCUUGGUCGACGAUGAUUAGUGGCUAUGCAAAGAUGGGCAAGUUAUACGAAGCACGCCAGCUUUUUGAUAAAAUGCCAGAGAGAAAUGUAGUUUCAUGGAACGCAAUGAUUUCUGGUUAUGCCCAAAACGAGAAAUAUUCUGAUGCUAUAGAAUUAUUUCACCAAAUGCAACAACAAAGUAAUCUGGUGCCCAAUGAUGUUACACUCGUUAGUGUAUUGUCUGCUUGUGCACAGCUCGGAGCACUUGAUUUAGGGAAGUGGAUUGAUAGAUUCAUAAAACGAAAUAAGAUAAAGCUGAGUCUGUUUUUAGGGAACUCACUGGCUGAUAUGUAUGCAAAGUGUGGAUGCAUAGGAGAUGCUAGGCAUGUUUUCGAUUCAAUGCAGGAAAAAGACGUGACCUCGUGGACUAUUAUAAUCACUGGCUUGGCAAUGCAUGGGCAUGCAAAUGAAGCCUUCAUUUGCUUUAGAGAAAUGAUCGAAAAUGGAUUGAGGCCAAGUGAUAUAACUUUCAUGGGGCUACUAACAGCAUGUACUCAUGCGGGACUGGUUGAUGAGGGGCUGGACUACUUUCAUAUGAUGGACCAAGUGUAUGGAAUUGCGCCUAAGAUUGAACACUAUGGGAAAUAUAGAGAUGCAGAGAGAGGUGUACGCGUAGCUCAACGCAUUCUUGAAUUGGCUCCUGACCACUCUGGAAGCUAUGUCUAUCUUGCUAAUAUAUAUGCUUCAAAGGGAAGGCUAGACGAUGCAGCUAAGUGUAGGUUGAGAAUGCGAGACAAAGGAGUGAUAAAAACACCUGGGUGUAGUUGGAUCGAGGUGGAUAAUACUGUUCACGAGUUCUUCAUGGGAGACUUGAUCUCACAUCCUCAGUCAGAGAAGAUUGAUUUAAUGAUUAGAGAAUUAAGAUGGAAAUUGAAGCAAGGUGGAUACAAACCUAGGACAGAUCUUGUGGUACAUAAUGUGGAUGAAGAAGAAAAAGAGGAUGCGUUAUCCAUUCACAGUGAGAGGUUGGCCAUAGCAUUUGGGCUGAUUAGUACUAGCCCAGGAACGACAAUUAGAAUAGUAAAGAACCUGCGAGUUUGUGACGAUUGCCAUGAUGCUAUAAAGAUGAUAUCUCAACUUGUUCGGAGAGAAAUUAUUGUGCGUGACCGUAGUCGGUUCCAUCAUUUCAGAAAAGGCACAUGCUCUUGUGAUGAUUUUUGGUAG